Messenger RNA from Amoebophrya sp. A120, 10615 nucleotides. The record is from the annotation of a GenBank genome assembly. Lineage: Eukaryota; Dinophyceae; Syndiniales; Amoebophryaceae.
AUGAAACUCACCAUUGAUACCAACUCUCCCAGCGCGGUGACGAGAUUCCAGGCCUCCGCGGCGUUUGAUUUGAAGACAGGGGCAGUUACAACCGCUUUGGAUUUGGACGAAUUCGAUUUGAAAACGUUCAUCAAAUCCGCGUUGCAACUCACCUUCCAGUCCUGCUGCUCCUACUCCCUUCAUUUAAACCAGAUCGCAGUGAGUUUCGCGAACGAGAAGAAGGAGAAGCUCGAAGAUUCCACCGCUGCGGCGGGGGAAACGCACUCCAUCUCCAUCUCCUUCUCCUUCGCUAUCCCCAUCCCUGGUGCGGGGAACAAAAUUGAACCAAACACCAAAAACCCAGCCGUGAAGGGAGACUCGAUUCUGUUCUACGCCCAGAAAAGCGGCGGGCGAUUGAUCCCGGUUUUGAGACGCAGUUUAGAGGUGGUUUCCGCGAGGAUCAAGCCUAGUUUAACGUCUCCGGAUGACUUCAAGAUCACGAAUGUUUUAGCCACGACGGAUAAAACCUCCCUUCGGCAAUACGUCCAGGCGAAUUUUGAAUUCGGUUUGGCAGGGGAAGAGCAGUCAAUGGGCUCUUGGUUCCAAGAUACCGUGGCGAAGGAGCUCGUGACUGCUGCGACGGGGGUUACCACGACGAAGGAUGCCGCGCGGUUGGGUAAUGCGGUCGAGGGAACAUUGGCGUACGCGGUGCCGAAGAGAGGAGGGGAUAAUUCUGCUGCUAGUUCCUGUGAGUUCGAUUUACAAACAAUCACGUCUUUAACCGACAUCACUGACACCGCCGGCUUCACGCUUGACCCUAUCCCGACCUUCGCUGAUUCCGCGAAGACGAAGCAGAUGGAAGAAACUAGAAGCGCGAACAAAGACACGUGUACCGCUUCUGGAACUACUUUCCCGCUCGCAACGUGGCCAGAUGCAACCACUGACUCCGCUACGAUCCUCGGCGAGGGGAUUUCGAAACAAAUGCCGUUAGAUAAGUACGGGGUUUUGACGAUUGAAUUUGGGAACUGCGAUAACGUUUUCACAAAUAAUGAAAAACUCAUCGCGGAUUCCGAUUUCGAUAACUCCGGGACCAAAGCGGAAGUCGAUAAUUUAGACAAAGUCGGGCAAACGGUAAUUGAAGUCGACGGGAAAAUCCUGGAUUACGCGAACCCGGGUAUCAAAUGUAAAAAUGUCUGGGUCUGGAAGAAUGCAACUUGUCAUGCUAAAUCUGAGUCAUGUAAAAAUCUGUGUUGCAUGAUUACCAAAAGUCGUCCAGUUUUGACCAAGUCGGGAGGGAGUUUCUCAUGCAGGAUAGGCAUGAGAGAGAUCGCACAGAAUCUGUCAUGCUAGGUCCUGCAUUCCAGACCUCAUGGGUCAUGGAAAAUCCGCAUGACAAAUCGCGCAUUCUUCCAGACCCAGACACUUUUGCAUUUGAUACCGGGAGAAACAAAGCAAGUGAAAAUUCCCUUUCACCCGGGCGCGAAAAUUAAGCUCUACAACGAACCUGGGCGGGAUCGGGAUUCUGGGGUUAUCACGAUCAAAUCGAUUAAGCAAGAAUGUUCCACCGCGACGACUUUUGGAACUACGUGUUCCGGGAAAUGCGGUUCUGAGUGGCAAUGCGAAAGGGUGAAUACAGACACGACGUUGUUCGGGUUACCAGCGUUGUCUGUCCAGUAUUUAGAUCUGCACAAAGAUUCUUCUACUGCUAAAUACCCAUCGCAAAAAUACCUCGCGGACCGCGUACCGAAUAGCAACUAUCCAACGAUCCCGGAAUACGGGGAUUACCAGUGGACUGGGGAUGCAGACUCGGUAUCUGGGAAGUACCAGUUGUUGUUAGCCCACGUUCUGCAGAAGCACACGACUUACUACAGUUCGAACGAGUUGACGAAUAUCGAUCCGGUAGACUACAACAACGUCAACUACGGGUAUUCCGGUCUUUGCUGCCCGCGUCACACGGAGUUCUGCAUGCCGGCGGGCUCCUGGCACGUGAUUGUGCCGAAAAAGUGGCGGGAUCCGGUCGGGAACACCGACAUGCGCAAAAUCGCGAAGAUUUGCGACAGCAUUGAGUUGUGUGUUGCGAUGCAGGUGAAACACGAUGGUGAGGAUUUACAGGUGGAACUGUUUUUCGACCGGGACUACAGCUCAACUAGAGGGUGGCCGAACAGCUACCAAGGCGAUCUAACCGGGGGGUUAGACGCGGCUAGUUUUACGCAAAACCUCAAACGGUUCCCGGGUGUAUCCAAGUACAUCUGGAAGCAGUCCGAAGCCUGGGACCACAACUACGGCGUGUCGCAAUCCACGAAGAAAGAGCAGUCCCACAGUUGUUUCCGGAAAAAAUUGACGAACAAAUUCCCCUCCGCGGAUACCUACCGUGCGGUAAACACGUUCAAAUCCCCCAAUAUCGUUCUCUGGCCGGACGAUGUCGCGUACGACGCGUUCGGCAGCGUUCCGAACACUGGUAAUCCGAACCGGCGGGGGAAUAAGGUUUCUGUCCCCUCUAAAAAGCAGUCGGAUGCGAAUGGAGAUUUCUACUACGAAAUUUUCUACAAGGUUCGGGCGUCGGAUUCUGCAAUUAUCCACGGGGCGUGCGGGAAGAUGGAUGGCUCGACGAAGAAGCACAUCACGAUGCACUACCGGGACGUGGAGCCGGAAUUUAUCCACUACUGCUUUGAGGAAUGCGACAAGCACGACAACUGUGUCGGCGUUUCGAUCAUGCAGGGCCGGGAACACAAACUCCCAGGAAUGAAGCACCCGAACAUUAGCAGAAACAUGCGAAGCCGGUGUAUGAUUCACUUCCACACGACCUGCCCAAGUGCGUCCGCGGAGUGGACGGACGCGUGCAGUAAAACAACAGAUGACUUCGGGAUUUCCUCCGCGCCGUAUUUGCUCCCUUCGUCCGCCACCAACGCGAUCGACGAAACCUUCAGCAUGAACGGCGGCGGCUGCUUCGUCCGGAAACAGAAGGUUGAUUGGAAGAAACAGCAGUUCUGGCAGGGGAACUUGCUCACCGGCGAACUGUGCGCCACUGGUAGCUGGAUCGAAAUCCCUGCAACUGUCUUCACCAACGCGGGGUUAGCAAAUCACGCUGAGAAAAAAUCCGCCUGCAAAUCCCUCUGCUACGGGGUUUAUCUUCGGAAGGACCAGGGGUGUAGCAGUAUGGCGUAUGAAGAGCAAAAUAGUAAAUGCUUUCUCCUGUUGAACAAGAAGGACACGUAUCAAGCAACCGCUUUUCUCCCGGUGGAUUCGGAUUUGGAUUCCGCGAAAUUCAAUUUGAAAGUCGCGGGCGGGGAAUUGAAACUCCCCGAAACAAAAUUAGCAGAACCAUUCGAAUCCUUCUCCUCCGUCAUCCCAGGAACUGACCCCAACGCGAUUGUCUGCCUAGCUUGCAACGGGGAAAAGACGUACACAACCAUCGCUGACGUUGAGAAGGAUAAGUGGACGGUCGUCGCGAACCGGAAAUUCACCGAGAACGCGCAAACACAACAUGGCGAAAAAGUUCUCUGGGACAAGCGGAGUGCGAAUAAGGAAACGUGUGCGAAUACCGGGGGUUUGGUUUUCGCAGAGUGGUUGGAUGCUAGCAAACCCGACGAAGCAACGAUCACCGCGAUGCAUUUGGAGAAACAGUUCGACGAAUGGGCGAAGAUUUCCAUCACGAUCGGCAACUGCGACACGGUUUAUACCGGAAUCCGGACGAAUAGCUACACUGAGAGCCCCGACGCUAUUGAAGGAGGGUACCGGGUGAUGGACCGAAUCGGCUACACAACGGUGGAGUUUAACAACAAAAUCGUUGGAUAUGCCGGCCCGGGGGAACAGAAGACAAUCGAAAUCAUGGUCCACCCGGGGGCGAAGGUGAAGAUCGUGAACGAAGCCGGGCGGAUCAGGGACAGCGGUGUUAUCGUUCUGUACAAGAUCAAAUCCGAGUGCGUGAAUCUGGUUUCGGAAGAAACUAAUCACUGUCAAUCGAAAAAUCGGUGCACCGACGAGCAAUACCGCGCCGGAACCGGCUGGGACUGCGAGCGUUUACAUCUCGCGAAAUCGAAGAAAUCGGAGACAGCUUACCCGUUGAACGACGGAAUCAAGUACCGACUCUUCGAUCGCGAUCCGCUCACCGGGGGCCAGGGGUCCUACGCGAAGAUCAUUAACGAGAAUCACCAGGCUGGGUUUGGUUCGAAAGCUGGGUGGACGGUGAUCAAAGAUUCGCUGGUGGGUAUGUACAAGUGGGAUGAAGAGGGUAUGUCCGGGUAUGACGAGCUGCAGGCGAACGGCGACACCGGGCACAUCCAGACCAAGUGGAAUGAUAACGGCGGUUUGAUCACCGGGGGACAGAAUUUCCCGGGCAGGUGCUGUCCCCAGCACGCGGCGUUCUGCCGAAAUGUGGGUUACUGGCUGAUGGAGUUCCCGACGCAAGUUCGCGACCCGAAGGGGAACGAGGAUUUGGCGAAGGUUACGAAGUACUGCGAUCAGAUCACGACUUGCGCGGGGUUUGAGACCGACAUGACAAACAGUGCGAUUUUCAAAGUCCGGCUCUUCUUCGAGUACGAUUACCGCACGGAGAACGGGUGGCCAUUGGAGAUUAUGCAUUGCAAAAACCUUGCACCAUCAUAGGACUGCAUGACAAAUUUUUGUAGAACUAGAAGGAAAAACCUGUCAUGCUGAACACGUCAUGAGAUGCCAAGCCUGUCAUGCGUCAAAUCCGAUGAGGUGUAACAAGGUAAACUUUUGCGAUGGAUAAUUAUGGGGAAGAACUUCAAGCAGGACAUGGUCGAUUUGAACUUAUCAACAGAUAAAGACAUCCAGAAGAAGUUCCCCGGUGUGGCGAAAUUUGUCUACCAGAAGCAGGGCGCCGGUGGGGAAUACUUCCCGUCGAACGACGAACUCGGCCGCAAUUACGACACCGCGCACGCGAAAGUUUCCCGGGCGAGUUAUGCUGAGUAAAAACGUCCCCACCCCAGACUUGUCAUGCAAAUCUGCAUGCCAAAAAAGUUUCUCAUGCGGAGCCCCAUGAGAAGCAUUUUCUAGUCGUGUUUUGGAGUUUGUAAUGCUAGAAUCAGCAUGAUAUGCUAGAUCUGUGAUGCUGCUGAACUAGCGAAACAGGGCCACAUUAUGAGGGCAAACUUGUCAUGCGAAACAGUGAAAGCUGGUUGAUUUGUCUAGCAGAUUUCCCAUCUUGACUCUGGUGUGGGGAUGUUUUUAGUCAGGAUACGAGUUACUGGGAGGGACAAGGCGGGCUGGCUCAGGGCCGGGACCCUUAUAACGAUCCUACUCUCACCUCUCCUGGGUUUGGCAUCGGGCAAGUGAUGCCGCCGUUUCCGGAGAACAGCUUGAAUCCCAAUAACAAGUGGCAUUGCUUCAAGAAGCGGACGCAUUCCCCAUUCCGCUCCGAAGAUUACUACCAAACCACUUGGAAGGAGCCGAAUAACGAGUUCUGGCCCGACGACGGCUGGGGUGGUUCCUACACCGGCGAGCCGGCGAAACGACCCAACGAUCUCGGGCUGCACAAGUACAAGGAGAUUUACACCAUUCCGUCGAAUCUUUGGAAUCGCCACGGGCCGUAUGGCGACGGCGGAACCGCUUCGAACGGGGGAAUUGGGGAUAAAGCUUACUACGAGGUCCGGCCGCAUCCAAACCAGGAAAAAAGCGCAUCCCACGGGUUUUGCACGUUGAGCGGUGAUCCGAUUACAACGUAUAAGAUGCACACAAGGACAGUCCCCCAUGAAUUACUCCACAAGUGUUUCGAAACCUGCGACCACUUAGCGCCGUAUUGUAUCGGAGUUUCAGUCAACCGCGGGCGGUACUGGUGGCACGCAGCAAGAUAUCCCACGAAAAAAAUGUUUCACUGUGAUGAUUUUGCAAGAACCGCAUGAUAAUUUUGCUACACAUGACACAGAAAAUUUGCCAUGCGCGUUUCCCAAGGGAAAACACGCUUGAAAAUCCAAUGUCUUGCAGUUAUAGCAAGACAAAUAGUUUUGUGCUCCAUUUUCUGCAUCACAGAGAAGCAGUUUUUUCGUGCGAUACAAGAGGGGUGGAAGGGAACAGGUACGGGAACGAGAUGGAUCAUGAAACGCAGGUCCGGACCGGCGACAUGAUCCCGUUCUUCGACGUGAAAUGCCACUUAAUGUUCACCGAUGCGUUCCCGACCACGAGUGCCGGUUUCACCGGGGAUGGUAUCGCUGGGUCACCAACUGAAAAAUCUGUCGGCCUAGGGGGGCAGAAGACCUGGCCGGGGUUUUACGACGAAAAGUGGGUGGAAAAUGGCGGCCCGAUAUGCAAGAAAAAAGCUGUGUUAGUAACUUUUUUGGGUGACUAGCAUUACAAAUCUGUCUAGCACGACAGGGAGAACUUGUCAUGCGCAAAUAAUACGCCAGAUAAUCGCUUGAAUGAGCCCUACCAUGCAUGACUAGCAUGACAGACAUGACCCAUUUCCUUGUCUCGCAUCACAGAUAAACGCUAACACACUUUUUUCCUCGCGAUACCCGGCUUCGAACGGCUACCAAUACGACUAUUGGUGGGAAAAGCGGCAACCCGCGCUGGGGAAGUCCUAUUCCCCGAACACGAGGACUCUAGACAUGGAAAGGUACUACCACCAGCAGUACUACGAGACGAUGAAGCCCUAUGGGCCGACCGUGUGCUUCGCGCGCUGCGACGCCCCCGGCGUGGGGAGCGAGUGCGCGGUGAAGUACGAUCGGAAGAAGUGGUGGGAUGGGACUCUCUGGUCCGAGCCGGCGAAGAGGCCGUGGCAAGCGUCCACAACCUACACCUACGAGUGGGACAUGGGCGAGAAGGACACGGACUGCAUGUCGCACGAGUGGGUUUCGAUCCCCAACUCCAUGAUUCCCAGUUCCAACAACGGCAUUGCCUUCGAUGAUACAAUCAAUGAUGGAAAGCCAACAAUGACUCGAGAUUUCUGCCAAGAUCUCUGCUACGGGUCCUUCAAAUACGCCGACGUCACUGGGAAGAAGCAGUCGCGCUGCCGUGCCAUCGCGUUUGACGAAACAAGCAACAAAUGCCGGCUGAUGAUGCAGAAGCAGGGGGGUUCCAACCCCUUAGCUCCCGCAAAUGCGAUCGCGACGCAGUUUGAACUACUCUGGCCGAAGAACUUCGGAAAAGUGGAUCUCGUCACGAACGCGUUUAUUUGUGACGCGGUGGCGAACCCUUCCACCUGCUACAACGCGGUAGCGGCCAGGGGUGUGAUCAAGGAUUCCAUGCAGCUAGGUUCAAGCUCCGCGAACGUCGAAGCAGUCGCGUUUCCGCCGGCUGUGAUGCAAAUCGGGUCCAAAUCUUCCCCCGCAACUAGUCGGUCCAACGUGCGAAUUGGUGCGUCGAAAUCGGUGGAAAAAAGAAACCAGGACAGCUACAUUGAAGCAAGGUUUGUUCUCAACCCUGGUGGUACCGGGACUUUGGAACCCGCAAUGGAGCAAGAGCUGAUCGAGAAGAUGAAAAUUUCCGCGUAUCUGACUGUCGUGAAGCAGAAGUUCCUCUUCCCGAUGAACUUAGUCGACACGGAAUACCAUUUCGAUGCAACAAACUUUCAGUCCGCGGUGGAUUCCGGAAUUCUCUCCCUGAACCGGAUCUCCGUGGUUUUAGGCGAGUCUUCCGCCACCGCUGCGUACCCGGAAAGGACUUUCGUGAUUACCUAUCACUUCCAAACGGCGGACUCUGGGAUUGUGGGGGAGGUCCUGCGGUUUGUGAACCGGGAUAGUUAUUUGAAGACACUUACAGACGAGUUGAAGGAGCAGUGUAAAUCAAAUACCGCGCUAGCUUCGACUUUGAUCCCGGUGCGGCCGCCGGGGGUCACGGUUCCGGACACGAUCACGAAGCGGAAGGACAAUUUGAUUACCGCGAAUUUGCUUUCCUUCAGUGAGCAGUCGGGAAUGAAGAUGUUUUUGCAAGUGACGAUCGAAAAUGCGGCUGAUUCCAAGCAGAAGGUGGAGAGAAUUCUCCGCCGGAAGUUGGUCGGCUCUAAAGACAACAACUGGAUCGCGCGGUCUAUCGCGACUGGGUUGAACUCCAGACUCGGGUUGGGCUUGACCAGCAACCACGUGGCGGUUCGAAUCAAGGAAAUCACGCUAUCCGCAGCGAAAACCGGCACAGCACUCGAUGGAAUAUCAACUGUAAAAAUGUCUGGGUCUGGAACAUUCUGACACUUGUCAUGCACGUUUUGCAUGUGCCCUGAUGUCUGUGAUGCGUGCCCUAGCAUCACAGAUUUUUUGAGAGCUUCUUGUUGCCUAUUCCGCAUGACAAAUGCCCUCGCCACGUAGCAAAAAUUACAUUUCUUUUGGUACUCAUGCAAUACAGAUUUUUCUGGAAUCCAAAUGCAGCAUCACAAGUUGCAUUCUUCCAGACCCAGACAUUUUUACAUUUGAUACGGAACGACCACAGUCGACUGCAUGGAUGCGGAGAUUUUCUUCUCCUUCUCCAUCCCAUCCGCCGCACCGAGUCUGCAACUCUGGUUCAGCCGAGACGGGGCAGCCAAGCAGUCCGCGGUAUUGGAUGCGAUUGAUGCGAGCGUCGCAACGCUGUCGACUUACAAGACGACGAAGAAGUCGGAAAUUACCGGUUCUGUGAAGCAAACCCGGUUUUUAGAAACCGUGGUCGACGCGGAUUUAUCCUUAAACUACAAGGACGUCAACGCGUUUGACAACGCUGGGGUGUUUGAGAAGUUGAUUUCUGUUGCUGCGGAUUAUCGAAUGCAAAUGAGUCUGGGUCUGGAAGAUUGCGAGACUUGUCAUGCUGAUCUGGCAUGACCCUUAACUCUGUAUUGCGUAGCCACGAACAGCCUCUCGCUCCUGUCAUGCAAAAACGCGGUUUCUCAUGUGGAAUACGCAGCACAGAAGCGCGGAAAAACUUGUCAUGCUUGGCGGCGCAUUACAGUGCAUUUGUUAUUGACGGACUUGCAUCACAAGUUUCCAGACCCAGAUAUAUUUGCAGUGCAUACGGAGGUGGCGUUCGCAAACCGGAAUUCCGGCAGCUUCAGGUUGGAUUCUAGUACCUCUGCUUCUGCCGAGGUAAAGCAGAUUUCCGAUUUGUUGACCUCCCUCGACAUGGAACUGCCGAUAGCGAGCGAGUUGAUAGUUGGGUUUGACGCGCGGGAGCAUUCGCCUGUCACGGAUGACAUGCUCUGUUCGUUCGACGCCACAACACCGGUGAGUCGGAAGCGCAAGGUGGUUUUGACCCUUCCCUUCACCUGGGAAGAGCAUUCCACGGUCUCCGGGCAGCAGGAGUCGUUUGUGAAAACGUUCGAGUCGUUCGUUGGAUUGUUCUAUGAGGAAGAAGGCGGGACUGCGACCAUAAUGGCAAACCACUUGAAAGCGGCGUUGAACAUGCUUUUAGAUGGUGAAAAGGUCAUGACGGUGGCGAAUUCUGUCGCGCCGGCGGCUUCGAAUUCGCAAGUCACGGGCUUGACCUGGAAGGGGUACAAGAGCAGUAGUAGUUCUUCUAGUUCAUCUUCCUCUUCUCUGCGGGCUCUGACCAGCUUGGAAGGGAGAUUUAUCAAAUGCAAAAAUGUCUGGGUCUGGAAGAUUCUGAGAUUUGUCACGCAGUUUUUCCAAGCUCCACCGAGUCUGGAAUGCAGGGCCUAGCAUCACAGGGUCCGCAGCCCCUUCGUGAUGCCUGUUCUGCAUGAGAAAUGCCCUCUCAGCAUGGCCAGAAGUACGCACCUUUUGCAAGUCACGCAGCACAGAUUUUUGUAUGAUCCGCAACAUGCAUCACAAGUUCGCAUCCUUCCAGACCCAGACGUAUUUGCAAUGCAUAAGAUUUGAACAACAGCAAGAACAACUCGAUUUCGCCCUCGAGCACAUGGAUCUUUUGGACGAGAACUACGAGGAAACCGCGGCUCUCCGGGAGUUAUCCUCUUCUUCUACUUCCACCGCCGCUGUUGAGCCAAAUUGGUCCGCGAUGGCGGCAACAACGGAUCUGUCCCUCCAGUCGAAACCCCGCGCGUUCUUUCUGGAAGUGCCGGUGGACUUGACUGUGGUGCAUUCUCUGACGCAAUUCUACAGCAAGGAAUACAUUUCGAUUCUCUUGAAACAAGCGACGUUCGAUUUAGUCGAGGCAGAAAUCGUGAAUGUCGGAUCUAGUAGUGAAACCGUCAGAACCACUGCUUUGUCCGCCUGGAAGCAGAAAUUGGAAAAACUAACCGGAACGGUUUCCGCCGGGAGUCCUCGAACCGGGGGGCAGAACAGAGUCGAUAUCGAUUACGAAAACGACCCGGUUUUGCUCGUCGAUUGCCGGUUUGAUAUCACCAGGUCGACGUCCCUUUCUGAUGCUGCUUCCACCGAUAAGGAUUUCGCAGUGAAAGAAACAGCAAUGGUUUUCCUGCAACUCCAGCAAGCGGACUCGUUCGUGAUUGGACAAAUCUUGACGAUUAUGGCCGAUCAAACGAAGUUGCUGGCGAAACUACAGGGGCAAACCUCUUUAGGUUCGACUGGCGCGACCAUCUUCCCAGAGUUGAAAAUCCUCUCCCGGGAUGGUCUCCAGCAGGUCCCCGCAGGGGAUACGGUCAUCCCUUCCCUCGCCGUUUCGAAACUUCGGCUCCCCGUCAUCGCUGACUUGUUAAUCGACGAAAACGCCAUGUUGAAGCCAAACGGCACGGUGGUUGCCACGGAAGUCGCGGACGCGUUCCGGGAGUUGCUGGGGG